Molecule: messenger RNA, 1451 nt
Organism: Harmonia axyridis
Lineage: Eukaryota; Metazoa; Arthropoda; Insecta; Coleoptera; Coccinellidae
Gene: Slimp
Product: serine--tRNA synthetase-like protein Slimp
Exons: 1
Coding region: 1-1356 (451 amino acids)
Biological process (GO): seryl-tRNA aminoacylation
Cellular component (GO): mitochondrion
Molecular function (GO): serine-tRNA ligase activity; ATP binding; tRNA binding
Source: RefSeq, a predicted model, not a curated record
AUGUAUACAAUUUCAAAACUAUUAUUUGCUAAUGCUACUUUUUACCAUGUUAGAAGAAAUAUUAAAUCGGCUCUUUAUAUAACUGGAGAAAAAGCCCAACAUAUGUUUGUUGCAGUUCACCCGGAAAUUGAUUGUUCUAAAAUAUUUAGAGAAGACGAAUUAUCUCUGAAUCUCCAAAAAAGAGGUAUAAAUAUCAACCUUGAAAAACUCAAGAAACGUUUCUUCUUUUUUAAAACUGUAGAAGAGAAAAAAAUCAUUCUUGAAGAAACAAGAGAUGAAUUAAAUACUUUGUAUAAUAAUCUCACCAAAAAUCCAACAAAUACAGACAAAAUAAAUCAAUUAAAACUUCAUAAGUUUGUGGUUAAAGAAGAACUUAAGAGUUUGAAAGAAUUUCUCACAGGUCUACAAGAAAAUGUGAUGUUAUCAAUCUUAAACUUACCUAAUGAUUUACAUGAGUCAACACCAGAAACAGACGAAGUCCAUUAUCAAUACCUGGAAAAACCAAAUUAUAUGUCACAAAAUCAUAUAGACAUUGCCAUAAAAUUGGAUUUAAUAAAACUUGUUGAAGGAUGGGGUUGUUUUUUCAAGUCUGAAGCUUCUCGUUUUGAAUCAGCAAUUUCUAAUUAUUUUGUACAUAGACUUAUUGAUGCACAAUUCAUUCCAUUUCAAAAUGCUGAUUUUACUCGAAGUGUUAUUGUUGAAGGUUGUGGAACAAAUGUUAUUGGUAAUAAUGAGAUUCUAACUAUUCAUGAGUUAAACAAAAAAAAUGAGGUGGUACAGGAAUUGUGUCGUCUUCAUCUGACUGGUUCCGCAUCUACUUAUGCCUUCAUGGCAUAUUUUGCAAAACACGUUGUUCCUUAUUCUAUAUUUCCACUUAAAUAUUUUUGUUAUGGCAGAUCAUACAAUGGAAAUAUUAGGACUAAUGAUAAUCUCUUCAAUCUAAAUCAGGAAUCUGUAUUGAAUGUUUUCUUAGCGAUUGUUGAGGAUGAUGCUUGGCAAGAAUUUCAGAAUCUGACACAGCUUAUUAUUGAGCUGUAUGAUAGUUUGGGAUGGCAUUAUCGAUUGGUUUAUUUGCAGCCAGAUAAAUUGAAAAAGAAUGAAAGUUUACGAUUAUCAAUUCAAAUGUUUUCCACAUCUUCUCAAGAAUAUGUUGAAGUUGGUUAUGUAUCGUAUUAUGGCAAGUACAUAAGUGAAAGGUUAUUAUUUAGUUGUUCCAAUAAAACCGAAACUUUAUAUCCGAAAAUUAUUAGCGGUAAUAUUUUAAAUGUGCCUAAACUUUUAGGGUGUAUACUAGAAAAUGAUCAAACACCUGAUAAGAAACUGUUGAAUAAACUUUUAUGUCAGUACUUGCCAUAAUAUUUUGAUUAUAUAUUUUGUUGGUUUAUCUCUUUUAAUGUAAAUGGUUUAGAAUUAAUCUUAUUUUAUUUAAGAAAUAAAAAUUUUCACAAUGA